This is a messenger RNA of Stegodyphus dumicola, 953 nucleotides long. Its product is annotated as diphthine--ammonia ligase. Gene Ontology annotation, molecular function: diphthine-ammonia ligase activity. The record is from RefSeq and is a predicted model, not a curated record. NCBI's taxonomy places the organism in Eukaryota, Metazoa, Arthropoda, Arachnida, Araneae, Eresidae. Gene Ontology annotation, biological process: protein histidyl modification to diphthamide.
CCAGUUGGCAAUAUGGAAGCUGUAUGAGGCCAAGUUUGUGCAAUUCUCUGAUAUUUUUUUAAGCAAAAACAUAUUGCUGUAUAUACAAAGACAGCAACAAUGUAAAAAAUAAGGAUUUCUUGGAAAAGAUGAAAUAGACAGUUACAUGUAUCAGAGUGUUGGACAUAAUGUUUUAGAGUUAUAUGCUUCGGCCAUGGGUCUGCCAUUGUUUCGUGAAAGCAUUAGAGGAAAAGCCAUAAAUCAAAAUUUUGAUUAUCAUCCUACUGAAGGCGAUGAAGUAGAAGAUUUAUAUAAUUUGCUUCUUAAAGUGAAGAAUUCUAUGGAAAUAGAAGCUGUUUCUGUUGGUGCAAUUUUUUCUGAUUAUCAAAGACUUCGAGUUGAAAAUGUUUGUAAAAGACUAAAUCUUCAAAUGCUUGCAUAUUUAUGGCACAGGGACCAGAAGGAGUUACUGAAUGAAAUGAUUGAAUCUGGAAUUCAUGCUAUUAUAAUUAAAGUUGCUGCUUUAGGAUUGGAUCCAAAGAAGCAUUUAGGGAUGUCUUUGGAAGAUAUUCGCCCUCAUAUGAUUGCUUUGAAUAAGAAAUUUGGACUUAAUAUUUGUGGAGAAGGUGGGGAGUUUGAAACUUUCACUCUUGACUGUCCUAUGUUCAAGCAGAAACUUGUAGUAAGAGAUAAAGAAAUUAUUAUACACUCAAAUGAUGCUUUUGCUCCUGUUGGAUAUCUAAUUCUGAAGGAUGUAAUUUUAAGCCAAAAAAGUGAUGAAAAACAGCAAAAGAAUGAAUGGCAGAGGUGAAAUUUAAAGCAUUCCUGAAGGUUAAUGUACUAUAUUUUGUUUUGCUGAAUGUACAUUUAAAAAACAGAAUGGACUUAACAGCCAACAUUGUCUGUUAAUAUUUUUUUAAUGUAUUUCUAUUUAUAUAUAAAAACAAAAUAAAGGGUAAGAAAAAUCAGGCCAA